This is a messenger RNA of Naegleria gruberi, 1632 nucleotides long. RefSeq lists its product as uncharacterized. Bases 1 to 1632 code for a protein of 543 amino acids. NCBI's taxonomy places the organism in Eukaryota, Heterolobosea, Eutetramitea, Acrasida, Naegleriidae. The record is from RefSeq and is a predicted model, not a curated record. The transcript has a single exon.
AUGACAAACGAAUCCAAUUCAAAUAAACCAUCAUCCACCAUCAAACCCCAACAACAACCAACAAGUGAUGUUCCACCCCCAACACAAGAAGUAGAUCCCUCCCAUUAUCAAAAAAGAAUUUCACAACUUCAAACUCAACUCAAGUCAAUUGAAGAGGCCUUUAAUAAAGAAAAGCUAACAACCUCCAAUCUGCAAAGUAAUUGGGACCAGGAAAAGAAUGUAGCACAAAUCCUCCAACACGAACUUGACAAGGUUAAACAAGAUUUAGAGAGUCAAAGAAAACAAGUUUCUAUUCUCCAAAGUAAUCUUGAUAAGGAAAAAAACAAAGUUAACCACAUCCAGGAAGAGUCAGAAAAGCAUACCAAGGAAGUUGACAGAUUAAGAGACAUAUUAGACACUGUACAAGUUGAUAAGAAACUUGUUGAAUUCCUUAAAUCAAUCUCAUUAGAAAAAUCCCAAAAUCAAGAUGAAAGAAUUAAAAAAUUAACCAAAGAAAGCAAUGAAGCAAGAGAUAAUGAGAAGAAAUUAAAGAAAGAAAAUGAUGAUUUGCAGAACCGUGAAAAGCAAUUGGUUAGUGAAAAAGAUCAAAAGAUUACUGAAUUGAAUACAAAGAAAAAAGAAUUUACAGAUCUCAAGAAGGAAAAGGACACUUUAGAAAAGAAUUUCAACAAAUUGAGAAGUGAACAUGAUGAAACUAAACAAAAGUUGAAGACUGAACAAGACAGCCACAAAAAUACAACCAAAAAGCUUGAAGAUUUGAGAAGUGAUAAUAAGGAUCUUAAAAAUGACACACUUGAACUCCAGGCAAACCUUCAAUCUCUUGAAAGUAAAAUCUCAAAUCUGGAAAAGGAUAAAAACAGAAUGAGAACCGAAGCAAGUGAAAACCAAUCAAGAUUUGAGAAAGAAAAAGAAGCACUAAUCGAACUGAAAAAUGGUUUAGAAUCAAAGAUUGCUCAACUUGAAGAUAAUUUUAGAAUUGUCAAAGCAGAACAUGAUCCAGCUCUUGAGAUGAACAAUUUCUCCGACAAUACCACCAAGUCAAUUAAGGAUGCUUAUUUUGAAAUUAAGAAUUCAUUGGGUUCUCUUUGUGAAGAAAUGAGUGAAAAUCUUAAUGGAGAUGAUGUAGCACAAGAUUUUGAAUGUGAAAUUGAAAUGGAAUUAGCCAAAUACCUCUUUUCACCAGCUCAAGACGACAAUAAGGGCAAAUCAUUACAACACAGAUUGAAAGACAAGAAAUUAGGUUAUGGAUGCAAGCCAUUGGAAGAUUCAGAUAAGAAAAAACUACUCAAAAGCUGCCACAAUGAGAUUUUCACCUCCAUUGAACACGUUUUCAACAAAUUCAAAGUUGAGAAUCCUGAGCAUAUUUGUAGAGAUCGGGAAGUUAGUAAUCUAACCUCAGAAUUACUUGAUAAGGCAAUUGAACUCUACAUGAAAAUGUUUACCAAUUCAAAAAAGUUGGAAUUCGUUUGGUAUAAAGCAAAGGACAAUUUUAAUCCAUACGAACAAGAUGCAAGAAAUAACACAACCAUUCCAAAGAUUCAGUGCACAGUCUUUCCAUCCCUAAUGCAGUUGCAAUCGAGAAGUAUUUAUGAGAAGGCAAAAGUAAUUGUCAGAGUGUCAAAAAAGAAUUAA